This is a messenger RNA of Didymella exigua CBS 183.55, 5064 nucleotides long. RefSeq lists its product as uncharacterized. Lineage: Eukaryota; Fungi; Ascomycota; Dothideomycetes; Pleosporales; Didymellaceae. The coding region runs from base 1 to 5064 and encodes 1687 amino acids. The transcript is spliced from 4 exons. The record is from RefSeq and is a predicted model, not a curated record.
AUGGGUUUUGAAUCUCGUCCACCUCUCCCGGCCCCGACAGAACCUUCGACUCUCAGCUCCGCAGACCGCGACGACAGCCCCCUCCGCGACGACGUCGACACCAACGUCUCGGCGCGCACCGACCGCACCUCGUACAGCAUCCCCGAGGACGGCACUCCAAUCACCAUCAACACGACCCACCCGACCGCCACCAAGGCGUCGCUGCACAGAAAGUACCCGAGCCAGACGAGCCUGCUGAUCGAGUACUUUGACGCCGGCAAGGAGAACAGCGGCCAGUCCCGCUCGCGCCCCGCCAACCGCCCGGGCAUCGACCAGGUGCACGUCGCCCAGGCCCCCCGCCACGCCACCAAGCCGGCCUACACCCGCCGCAUCUCGCUGCAGCCCGCGGCCCGCGACCACGGCGCCCCGCCCCGGCCUCGCGACCUCUCGGACGCCUCGACCGUCUCGUCGCUCCCGCCCGUCGACAUCGAGGUGCUGCACCACGCCAGCGACCUGUCGAGCGACCGCCACUUCAUGCCCAUGGCCAUGACAUCCGACGUGUCCUCGAUGCCCGCCGACAGCAUGCUCGACGGCACGCCGCAGAUGCUGCCGCCCGCACCCCGCCGCAGCCGGAGCCUGGAACGGAGCACCGUGCUGACCGACUCCAACGCGGCCGAGUCGCCCGAGCUGCUCAAAGCGCCCGAGCACGAACGGACCAGGAGCACGAGCAAGGACCGCAUCACGCAGCGCGUCAUGGAGAAGCUGCAGCAGCAGCAGCUGCAGCAGCACCAGCAGCACCAGCAGCACCAGCACCAGCACCAGCAGCACCAGCACCAGCACCAGGCCGAGACAUCCUCCAGCAGGACACGAAAGUCCGGCAGGGAUGAGCUGGCUUCGCCCCGCAAGUCGUCUCGGCGACACAGCAACCAUGGCCGCGGAGAGGAGACCAGCACCAUCAGCGAGACAGAAUCGAGCUUGCUUUCGUCCAGCGCCGACCGCAGAUCGGCCGUCCCGUCUGUGCGCUCAGGCGUCUCCACCACAUCCUCCAUCAACAACCCCAAGCUGCUCGCCACCGUCGAGGAUGCCAUCCGCCGGCUCAUCCUGCCGGAGCUGAACGCCCUGAAAGAAGAGAACCGCACUUCGAAGAACAGGGACAAGUUCGAGCGCAUGUCGCGUGACACGGGCGCCACGUACGAGACGGUCGAGGCGCCAGGCUCGCGCGAUCCGUCCGCGUCACGCCGGCGCGUCUCCAAGUCUUCGAGCACACCAAACAUCACCGGUGGCAAGCCCAAGCUUGCCGUGGAGCGCCUUGAGAAGCCCUUUGAGAUGGCCUCGGACAAGUCGAGUCGCAGGGAACGCAGAUCGAGCCGGGGCUCGACUUCUGACCGCACGGAGCGCAGCCUGGCCGACUCGACGUCCAAGACGGCGACGCGCGAAAACUCGCACAAGAGGCGGAGCGGCCGCGCUGCGCGGGAGGCCGAAAUUGCUGCGCUCGCCGGGUCUGGACUCACUGCUGCGGCUCUGAAGAAGCACACGUCGCGCGAAGAAGCCGCAGAGGACCGCAGGCACAAGAAGAAGCACUCCUCGCGGAGCAGUCCGAGUCGCUCUGCAAGCGUGGCGGAGAGCAUUGAGCACGACGAGUACGCCAAGGAUGUACCGCCUCUGCCGUUCAUCCAGAGCGAACUCCACGGCUCUGAGCUGACGCGCGAUUCCAUCCUGUCGGCCGAGACGGAGACCAAAGGCCGCUCGCGGUCGACUUCCAAGUCGUCGACCACCACGGGUGCAGAGACGCCGCUGCGACAAGUCCCGCGCGGGUUUGCUGCCUCGGGGCCGCACACGCCGACCAGGGCCGCGCCGACCGGGCUGCAGCGUACCACUGGCACAUUGCAUGGCCACCAGUCCAUGGAGGAUCUCCGUCUGAAGUCUCCCAUGAGCGACAGGAGCCACGGCUCCAGAUCGCGGGGUGUGGGCUCCGCCAGCCUCGAAGCUGCAGCAGCAGCCAAGGCUCGCGCCAUUGAGCGCUCCGAGACGCAGGCGUCGCACUACGAGAUCAUCGGCACAACGCCCACUCGCAAUCUCAGCCCGGUCCAGAGCGAAGCCAGCUACCGCGAGCAUGUGCACGCGGCUGGCUCGCCCAGACAUGUGCGGACCUCCCGAAGCGCUGCAUCCGUCUCCUCGCUGGGGAGGCAGGUGGAGCGGCAACCGUCCAACCUGUCCAUUGGAACGUUGGAGUCGACGGCGAGCACCAAAGCUGCCCGCACCCGCAAGCGGCCCCAAGGCGUUAACCUCGAGAGCGUGCGAUCCGCCAUGGGAUCCCCUCAGACGCCAAAGACGCCGCGUGACGCGGAGCUCUUCUUCGAACAGAACCACGAGCAGAACGAAAUGUAUCGGAGGGAGUUGGAGGAAAGCUCCCAGCUGUCGGAGAACUACCCCGUCAACUACAACCGCCUGACCAACUACACCGACGACAGCGAGGGCGUGCAGUACCUCGAUCAGGAUCAGAUCAUGGACCUCACCCAUGGAGGCAUUCGCAAGGUCGGCGCCAGCCCAGAGUACGUUCACACGCCGCUUGCAGUCGAGUCUGCUGUGGCCUCGCUGCACGAGCCAUCCUCCAUCAGCCACGAGAUCCCCAGCGGAGAGCGAUGGGGCGCGCUUCGCGACAAGGCUGAGGCGCUGGCGCACCAGCCACAUGUCCAGGACAACUCGCCCAGGCAGAGCAUUGCUCAGUCAAUCGAUGAUCAGCCUGAGAUGCACCAUAGCGCUUUCCCUGUUCAAGACCACUUGAUGCCUGAGAUUGGAUAUGGCAUGGAUGACGAGUCUGACAUUUCUACGAAUCCUUCCAUCAUCCAGGGGCCUCUCAACGGCGGCGAUGGAUACUACGACCGCACCGACGGCUACGACCGCACCGACGGCUACAACCGCACCGACGGCUACGACCGCACCGACGACUACGACCAGCGCGAUCGCUCAUCCACCCGCCAGUCCAGCGGGCACGCGUUCAACAAGGGCGCCGCGCUCGGCGCCGGUGCUGGCGCCGCAGCUGUUGCUGCGGCAGCAGCUCAUCAUCUGCACAACCGCAGUCCGUCGAUCGACCAACAGCACCAGGCCACUGUCGAGGAUGACUACGAGUCUUACACUGGCGAUUCGUUCGUUGGUCACGAGGGGCAGCCCGACUACGCCCAAAGCAACCGCACGCCCGUGUCCGGUACGACUGGAUGGAGAGACGAAGGCUACCAAUCAGCUAACCAACGUGAAGGCUACACGCCUCAGAGCCGCAACCACUCCAAGGUCUUUGACGACGAGUUUGCUGACGACUACGACGAGGCUCCGCUCGGUGGCGGGGACGUGUUUGCCUCCAACGCCAAGCAUGGCCGCCACUUCAGCGCCAACUCUCACGGCACGGCGUCUCCCCUCUACGACGCUGCAACUGGCAAGGGCAUCGAUCGCAUCCAGUCCAAGGACAUUGUCGCGCUCAUGGAUCAUCUUACCGUGCGAGAUGCGCAGCGCAAUGCGAGGGACACGGAGAUCCUGGUCACGCUUGUUCGCUCCGCGGCGGAGAUGCGCAACCAGCUCGAUGAACUCAAGGGCUUCAUCAAGGUGCAGGACAACAUGAUCAUGAACACCACCGAGAAGCGGGUCGACGUUGCUGAGCAGCGCAUCCUGGGCGGCCCACGACCACUGCCUCAAGCGUUUGGUUCGUCGCGCGGUGCUCGAUCGGCGUCCGACGACCUGGACGCUGAGGCGAAGAAGAAGAACGUGUUCAAGCGCGCGCUAAAGGGCCUGAGCAUGAAGGGCGACAGCGACAUCAAGAACAUUGAAGCCAUGCUCAUGCAGCUUCUCGGCGACGUGGAAGGCCUCAAGCAAGUCCAGCAGCUGCAGCUGGACCAGGGCAACCGCACAAACAGCCUCACGUCGUAUGAGAACUUGAGGGCUAGCGGGGAUCCUGGCUACGAACCAGAGGGUCGUGCCAAUACGGACAACUCGCCGAACCAGUCUGGAUACCUUUCGAACCCGGCCUCCUCGUCGCGUCGCAUCAACGAUCUGCACUCUGGCUACGACGUUGUGCAGACGAACCGCAUAAGCACGGUACACGAAGACGACGAGGAGUAUCUCGAGCGCGAGCCGCGAUACGAGAAUACCGAGCGCAUGACGACUCCCACGCAAGAAGCGUACCACGGCAGGAGUCUGUCGCAGGAAAUGAGCCAGAGCCAGAGCCAGAGCCAGAGCCAGAGCCAGAGCCAAGAAGACACACCGAAGAAGAACAAGCACAAGUCCGCCUCGUCGUCAAUCUUUGGCAUCCCCAAAAUCUCGCGCUGGUCAAAGACCACCUCCUCAACCGAGCCGCGCAACAGCGUCGAGAAGCGCCCGUACUCUUUGCACUCGCGCUCCUCGUCCCAGAAGAGCUACGACGAGUACGACGACGAGUACUCGCAGAACGGCGACCACGACCGCCGCCCUCGCACCGCCGACGACCGCUCCCUCCGCUCCCGAGAGUCGAGAGACGACCGCUCGUUCCGCUCCUCGGUGCGGUCCCCCUCCCCCCUGAUCCCAGAGGACGCAGAGUACGAACUCGAAGACCCCAAGUACCACGCCCACCGCAACAGCCUCAACCUGCAGCACCCGCAGCCGCGCGCAGGCCCCACGGGACGGCACCAGAACCACCUCGAGACCGAGGCGCAGAUGUACAUCCCGGACAACGUGAGCGGCGUCAGCGGCUCGGGCAUCGCCAGUCCAGACUACGAUCAGUGGGGCAGCAUGCCGAGUCUGGCACGCAACCGCAUAAGCGGCGCCAACACCAGCCACAACCCGGGCAACCUGUCGCCCAUCUCCAGCGAUGGCGGGUACUCGGGCCACAGCGCGUCGGAGCAGACGGCGCGUGCGCAGCAGAAGCUCGUCGACGACGGCCCGCUCAUCCCGCCCAACGCCGGCGUCCUCGCCGGCUACGGCCAGGCACGCAGCAUGUACUCGAGCCCCAACGAGUUCGGCUCCCAGGGCGUGCUGACGCCGCUCGCACCCAUCGCGGAGGUCAGGUACAGCCUCGAGACAGACAGGGGGCACUUGAGAGUGAGUCGAGCCGCCACAUAA